ACGAGAAUACGUAAACAACAUGGCUGAUCUUGCAAAAGAACAGGGAAAUUUUCUUUCAUCGGCUUCAACAGCGUCCACUAACGAUUUGGACACCGAGGUCGUUAUUCACACAGAUGUUUUUGACCCAUGCUCGAAUCCCGUUGACGAAAACAGUACGGAAUUGAAGGAGAAAACCGACCAUGGCUUCGAAAGUUUGCCGAAUACCUCUACUGCUGAAGGGCACGAUCACGUAGAGUCUGUCGAAUAUGCUGUUGGUGUUGAUGAGAAAUACGAGAAUCAGGAAAGCGUUGCUAAGAGAAUGUCGUUGGAUUUCGAGGAAGAAACUCAACGUGAAGAUACGAUAAAACCAGGAGGAUUUUAUAUAGAUGAGAAGACGCAAGAGAUAGAGUUCAGACACAGAUUUUUACAACAACAAGAACAGCUGUACCAAGCGCAACAAAAACAACUGCAACGACAGGAGAGGGUGGGCUGUCUGAAUGAAGAAGCUAGAUUUCCAAAAAGUAACUUUCAAUCCUUAAAAACAAUGGAACCAGAAAUGCAAUCAUACCAGAAAGACCCGCAUAGAGAUGUUCCUCAAAUAACGAAGGCUUCCUCUGAGGAGAAACUCGGUGAUGGUUUGAGAAAGCUGUCAUUUAUGAAGUACUUCACAGCAGAAGUUUUCAGUGGAAAGCUCAUGGAACUAGAAGAAGAAAAAUACACAGAAAGACGCCAGAAAGUGUACACGUUCAUGAAGAUUCCAAGGGAAUUUGAGAAGUUGAUGGUGUUUGGGUUCAUGUUGUGUUUGGAUUGUUUCCUGUUCAUGUUUACAUUCCUUCCAGUUCGUUUGGUUGUUGCUCUGUACAAGAUCAUUACAGGGCUGUUAUUUUGUAGAACGUCACGGAUGCUACAGCCUGUUCAGAUGUGUGACUUGUUAAAAGGGUCCAUUCUUGUGACCUGUUGGUUGCUUCUAACCCAUGUGGAUUUCUCGGUGUUGUAUCACACUGUUCGUGGACAAUCAGUCAUCAAACUUUAUGUCAUUUACAACAUGUUAGAGAUUGCAGACAGACUCUUUUCAUCUGUGGGUCAAGACAUUUUAGAUGCUCUCUUCUGGACUGCAACAGAACCAAAAGAUCGGAGAAGGGAACACAUUGGGAUCAUUCCACAUUUUGUAAUGGCUGUAGUGUAUGUGUUUUUCCAUGCGGUGUUGGUGCUGUUUCAGGCUAUCUGUCUCAAUGUUGCUGUGAACUCACACAACAAAGCCUUGUUAGUAAUCAUGGUGUCAAACCAGUUUGUGGAACUGAAAGGAAGUGUUUUCAAGAGAUUUGAGAAAAACAACUUGUUUCAAAUGGCGUGUAGCGACAUCAGAGAAAGAUUUUACUACAUAGUAUUGGUGGUGAUUGUCACGCUGAGGAAUUUAACAGAAUUUAACUGGAACGCUGAACAUUUAUAUGUUAUCUGUCCAUAUCUGUUGGCUGUGUUGUCUUCGGAGUAUUUUGUGGAUUGGAUCAAACACGCUUUUAUCACAAAAUUCAACAAUAUUCCUGUUGAGGUUUACUGCGAAUAUAGAGCUCUCCUUGCUGAAGAUGCGACCUCAAGUCGACAGAAGAACGCUCACAAUGAUCAUUUCGAUCUUGUUUCUCGUCGAAUGGGUUUUAUUCCUCUUCCUUUGGGAUCCCUGGUUAUUAGGGAAGUGGCGCAGUCUGUGAAGAUACACGGCCUGGGUGGAAUGUUUCUCGUGUUGGCCACAUUUUUCUUCCUAACGUCAGUAAAAGUUUUAAACAGCAUCAUAUUUCUCGGCAAAGCGACUCAGUACGUGAAGCAGAAACAGGACGUAGAAACUGAGAACAAACAACACAGUAACCAAGCCUCCUCGCAGAACCUCAAAGCCCAAGUCUCUGUGACUUUGUUGGAUUCUAGCCAGUCUUCGAGCACUUCGUUAGUUGGAGAGAAACAAGACCCAGGACCGCGGGGAGCUGGUGAACAGACGAAGCAACGCGCCAAAACACUAGCAGAAAUUGAUAGAUACACACUUUGCAGUAAAGAGAUUGUUGUUUUCUAAAAGUUUCAUGACUCAAAAUUAGUGAUCCCACAGGAAUGCGGAAUGAUUUUUCUAUUUAUUUAUGGAAUUCAAAUCCAAACAUAUAAUGCUUAAUAUAUAUUAGUAAAAAAUUGUUAUUACUGAA
Molecule: messenger RNA, 2162 nt
Organism: Stylophora pistillata
Lineage: Eukaryota; Metazoa; Cnidaria; Anthozoa; Scleractinia; Pocilloporidae
Product: transmembrane anterior posterior transformation protein 1 homolog
Biological process (GO): positive regulation of cilium assembly
Cellular component (GO): ciliary basal body; endoplasmic reticulum membrane
Source: RefSeq, a predicted model, not a curated record